Rhincodon typus (whale shark) is the source of this 3834-nucleotide messenger RNA. RefSeq names its product reelin domain-containing protein 1-like. NCBI's taxonomy places the organism in Eukaryota, Metazoa, Chordata, Chondrichthyes, Orectolobiformes, Rhincodontidae. The transcript is spliced from 5 exons. Bases 23 to 1423 code for a protein of 466 amino acids. Gene Ontology annotation, molecular function: oxidoreductase activity, acting on metal ions. The record is from RefSeq and is a predicted model, not a curated record.
UAUAAGGAGUGCACGAGACUUCAUGGGCUUCUUGAUGCAGGCUCGCCGAGUGGUUGAUGAUCAAGUGGCUGGAACAUUCAUUCUCAUUUCCUCUGGAUCUAAACUACUGAAGUGCUCUGAAGAUGGGGACACCGUGACCCACUCAGACAAAUCACUGAAGAGAAACCUCUCCUUCAUUUGGAAAGCACCAGAGCAACUCACUGGCGACAUCAAGUUUUUUGUUUCAGCUGUCCAGUCAUACUUCAUUUACUGGACCAGAAUCGAAUCUGGUCUCAUUUCUGACCAAAAACAGAAUUAUUCCAUUGCAAUGCAGAAUGAAGAAUUGAAGGAAAUAUUUCAGGCAUCUGCAUAUAAUAGGACUACAGCCAGGACUGCUCUUUCUAUUGAAGCAGAUUACAUCAAUCCUCAAGCAACUUCUCAGAUGACACAGGAACUUUCACAAAUUCCAUUCGUCACUACAGAAUGGACCCUCAGACCACAGACUGCUCAUGUGAAAAAACAUUUGCCUGAAUUGUCCAAAUAUUCUCAAGAUCACAGCCCUUUGACCUCACAAUCCACCUUGCAACAGAAUCAGAACGAGAGGCAUCUGCAGCCGUCCCUGAAUUCUGCUAACAGAGAUAUACUGACUGGUAUCCAGAUUCCGGACAGCAGCCUUCUGCUGAAAACCGCAGACUUGAAGAUUCAUGAAGGUGAAGAUACGCUGAAUAGUGAUUUCCAUCUAGCCUUUCAACCUUGUGUGAAUUGCAAUGAUAUUGUGCAAGUCAGCACCUGGGCCACUUCUGAAACUAACUCAGAAUUUUCAGCAGCAAUUUCUUUGCCAAUAAAAACUGGACAACAGUAUUCUACCUUUAGGUUUUCUGACAUCACUCCUCGUGAGGAAAUGGAUUGGGCACCUGCGGAUAAAGACAGUAUCAAAAACCAAAGAACUAAAGCCAUUCUAGACAUUGGAUUAUUUUCAAAUGUAAUGAACAUAAAUCCAACGCUCACUGAAAACCAGCCGACACCACAUCAUGCUUCUGUAAACCUCCUGCAAUUGGUCAAAAACUCAGGUUCCAGAACUGAUCUGGGAAAAGUGGUCAGAAACAUAUCCCUCGGGGUGACACAAACCAUGCAGAAAGAAAGUGUAACAAGUCGAGAAGAUAGUCCUGCUAACGGAGCAAAAUUGGGCGUUCCUCAAUUGACAAUGCUACUUGGCUGUUCUGCUGCACUUGGCAUGGCAUUAGCAGUAGGGUUACGUCAUUUUCUUUCCCAGUAUUGUCGAAAACAUACAGAGGUAUCCUUUGGCAACCCAGACAGCAGCAGCAUCAUCAGUGUGGGAGAGAGUGGUGAGCUGGUGCAUGUCAGAAAGAUACGUGAAAAUAGCUUUGUACUUGUUCAGGCUGAAUACAAUGUGAUCACGCCAUCAAGCACUGCUGAAAAGUAACUGUGUUGGCCUUUGUAAGAAUUUUUAAUUCAUUAUAUAUCACAGAUUCAUUAGAAUGUACUGUUAUAUUACAUUGUGAACUCCAUUACUGUCUGCAUGAAUGAAGAGAGAUUUGCAAUCUUCGUAUGCUCAAUCCCAGCAUGUCCUCUUGCACGCACAGAUUGCAAAUAUUCUUAUUUCACCCAUUUUUCAAUUCCACAUUUUCCCUAAUGCAAGGCCAGUGAAUAUCUUGAAAUGUAUUCAUGCUCAAAGUCAACAUUUAGGCUUGCCUGUUGGCUGAAAGAGUGCAUGUAUAAAGCAGCCUUGGUUGCAACAGGGGUUCGGGGAGAUGGAGGUGCAGAAGAAUAUUAACUCUUUUUAAAGUCUCUCCACUGAUCUAGUAAUCUUCCAAAUAAUUCCAUUUGUAUUGGUGGUGAUUUAUAUUAGAGUGCAGACUCUUGUUGAGGGGCUGGGGAUCUUCUUUGCUGCUGGAGAGUGGCGAGAGAUCCAUGUUACCUCUUUUCAGGAAGGCCCACCUGAGUGAACCAAUCAGACAGUACCAAGGCUUGUGGUGGGCCUUUCACUGGAAUUGGGAUCCACUGGUGAGGCUGCUUCCGGAACGAUUGGCACCAAAAUCCCCAGAAUCGAGAAGUGAGCCAGGCCAAAGCUAACUGAUGUUAGGAGGGGUUUUGCAGGGAGGUGGGAGGAGUGGUCAGGAGAAAGGACAGGGUGUUGUCUCUCAGUCAAAUCCCCCCCAUCCCCGCUUCCUGAUGUCAUACCUUGGUGAAGUGCUGCGCACCUUUGAUUGAGAGACCUGUCAAGCUGGUCACACCAUUUUACCUGUCACGCACAUUGCAUAUCGACAGGCCUGUCUGCAGCUAAGUUAAUACAAGUGACUUUACAUAGUCAUUAAUUUGCCACAAAGGGCCUCAAUUGUCAGUUGGUCAGGAAGUCUGACUAUGGGCUUUCUGGCCCCUGACUUAAUUCUGGUAGAGGCCAAAGAAUGUGGGGUUCAGGUACACCACCAUCCCACCUAAGUAAAUGUCCUUCCCAUCUUCAAGUUUGCCAUGAGUGAGGACAAAAGAUUCUGCCUGUGGAUACAUCUUCAGUAGUUACUGAUCUGCUGUUUAUUGUUAACUGGCACAAUUCUGUCAAUAUUGUUACGCGUGUUAGAUUCCCAAUGAAUGACACUUCCCAUGUAAUCAUGCUUGAAGAGGCAUCGUCACCUUUAAAUUAGCAGCAAAAAGGUGGGGUUACUAUUUUUUGUUAUCAUAAACAAAAUUCUGCCAUUUUUCACCUGAAAAAAGAGGGCUUCCAUCAGCAAAUGAUGGGAGGAGAUUUACGAUUCAUCAAACAUGAUCUAAAAGCUUUUCUUCAACUCUUAAAAUUAGUUUUGAAUUUUCCUGUCCUGGUUCUGUUUGGAAGAUUUUUUUGUAACUUCUGAUAAAUGGAUUUUUUUUGAUCCUGAUUUAAAUGUGAAUUAAAAUGUGAACAUUUCUGCUGUAAUUUGCAAAGUAAGGCCCAUACACAAUGGUUGAUGGGUAAGCACGUUGAAUUUUUACUACAGUUCUCAAAAGCAGCAGAAACUGAUUUCAGAAGAACUCACCGGCCAACUCUGCUACCAUUCAAUAUUACCUGUAACCACUAAACAAGCCCUAAACCUGAUUUCACAGCAUGUCCAUAUACCAUUUUAGAGUGUGUGAAAGUAUUUAAAAAUGACCAAGGCUGUAUCAGUUUUAUGCUGAUGUGAAGCAGUUGGGUGUGAAUUGAUGGAGAAGUAGCUUAUGGUAUUAGCUUAAGCAAGUCGUGUGUGUCUCACUUUUGAGGUCUGGUCACACAGUAGGCAUUCACACCAAUUUAGUAUCAUUUUACAUUAAGACUAGCUUCUGUUUCAUGAGGUAUGCAAAUUAAAGGUGCAGCGAUUUUCUGAUUCCUAAAUCAUAAACUGAUACAUCGCAUUAACAUUGUUUUCAUGCAAUUGUUCAGUGUUUACUUGAUGCCUAGACAGGAAAUUAUAUCUUGAGUAUGAUUUGACUUGUUCAUUACUGUUUUUUGCAUUGCAUUGUUAACAAAAAUUUGCAUUCGUUAAGUUACGAGGCCACAGUUGAUUGCAAUUGAUUGUUUAACAAUAGAAUACGGAAGAUGCUUGUCUCCAGAAGUUUGCAUUAUAGUGAAACUGGAAUGUAAUUCUGAGCACACAAAGCACCUUGAGUUCUAAAAAUAAAUCUCAACUUGUAUAAAUUCCUAUUUUCUGUAAUUAGAUCAUUAACAAUUUUUUUGUAUGUUCUUUUGCAAACAACUCUCUCGAGGAAGUUUUGCAAUCUUUACCACCAUUUGUGUGAAUAGGUUGUUCUGUUUAAGCAAUAUAAGUUCUGCAUAUGAUUAAGAAUCAGUAAUUAACUCUAGUCUGUCUAUUAAAAAGUGUACUUGCA